GAACGUACUGCCACCAUGGGAUCCAGCGAAACCCAAAAAAGAAAUAGGUCUCAAAACGAGAAUGGCAACGGAGCUGACCGCAAACGAUUGAAGCAGGGGGAUGUAGCGGAGUCCGCAACAUCCACCAAGCAUCGCUACUUCAGCGACGUUGCAAGAGACCAUCUUCAGACUUCAAUCAUUGACGAAGGUAGCAGAACGCCGCUAGCAGUGCAGCAAAAGUGGGUGGAGAUCGAUGUGAGGCUGUCGAGUCUCGUAAUGGACUACAUCCUCGACAACCCCGAAGGUCCUCAUCCAGAGUUUGACUCAUCGGAAUCCCUGAGGGGAUACCGGGUCAUCAAAUGCGCGGACCAGUUCUCCUUGGACUUCCUCGCUGGGUGUGUAGCAAAGAUUUGCGACGCAUUCGAGGGCUUGAAGCUCAAGCUCAUACCAGCCAAGGACAUCCCUAGGAGGCCCCGUGCGCGCAUUUGGUUACCUCCGAUAGCCGAACCUGGCGAAAAGUUGCUGCGGUGUAUAAAGCUGCAUAAUAAAAACAUACCAGCAAUAGACGAGUGGGAGCUCAUCAAAGUUGAAGAGCCGAGAAAGCCCACAAACAAGCCAAUUCUCCUAGCGAUUUGCUCCGAAUCCUUGGAGGCCCUAGCAGAGGCCGACUAUAAGAUUCGGUUCGGUAUUAGAAAAGCUAAGGUAAGAGUAUUCCUUGGUGAAGUCAGCCCAGUAGAAGAGGACCCGGGCGUCGACGGUGCAGGCGAACUCCUUAUGGGAGUGAAACUGAGCGAUGAACCGGACCAGUAAGAUAGUCCAAAUAAAUCUGCAGCACUCGAAGUGUGCUACAGAUAGUCUAGUCGUACUUCUCAGCGAAGAGGACAUCGACAUUAGCCUAAUACAGGAGCCCUGGGUCAGGAACGACGAAGUAAUGGGCCUUAAUAUCUACAAUUACAAUCUCUUCUACAAGAGCGAGCACAGCAGACACAACAGUAGCUAAGGUGGAGACGGCAGGACAACAGGAUGUCUUGUUAGUGUCGUCUUAUAUGUCCCAUGAACGGGACAGUCCGCCACCGGAAAUCAAAACUAUAGUAGACCGGAACCCCAGACGAGCCAUUGUCAUAGGAUGUGAUGCAAACGCCAGGCAUCCAGUUUGGGGCAGCACAACAGAAAACGAGCGAGGUGAGUCACUUCUACACUAUUUAUUAAACACUAGUUUGAGUAUUUGCAAUACUGGUAACCGACCAACCUUUAUCUUCCCAAGUUCAGACCGGUUUCCUGGGUGGGAGGAGGUGUUGGACCUAACGUUGCUGUCUGAGAACGAUGGCGUUACCGUUGAGAACUGGAGAGUUUCCGACAGGCCAUCAGUGUCUGAUCACUGCUGGAUACUCUUUAAUCUACGCGGGGUAUCCUACACCCCCUCUAAAUACAGGAACCCACGCAGAACCAAUUGGGAGAAAUACAAUAGAGUCUUGACGCGAAAACUAACUAAAGUUAAUCUGGUAGAAAAUAUUACCUCAAUAGAUGAGAUAGAACGAAACGUAAGCAACUUAGAGGGGGUGAUGACUAAAGCCUAUGAAAGAUCAACCCCACUGAGUGUCAUGAAAAAGAAAUCCCCGCCAUGGUGGAAUGGGGAGCUUAGAGCUCUUAGAAAUAACGU
Molecule: messenger RNA, 1639 nt
Organism: Rhagoletis zephyria (snowberry fruit fly)
Lineage: Eukaryota; Metazoa; Arthropoda; Insecta; Diptera; Tephritidae
Source: RefSeq, a predicted model, not a curated record